CCACCAAGAUGUCUUAUCCACAACACAUUUCACACCAGAAUGCCUACUUCUGUAUUAUUUUUUAAUUGCUUCUUGGACAUUCAAGACACUGUGUGCCAUUUUUAUCAAAUUCCCACAACAACAGGACCUGUUGUUUGUUUCACACUCCUCCUCAAUCUCACGCUUUAAACGCUGAAGGGACACAGACGUUAACAGCUAUGACGACAAUCAACCCGCAGACACUUGCUCCAGAAUCCAAUGCCUUUGGCUACUAUCAAAACAUGUGGAAUCAUCCAAAUAACUAUUUUCCUUCAAUCCAAGGAGGUCCUUUCUGUUAUCAGAAUGAGGCAGCACAGACGGUGGCAACAAUGGCUAUGCCAAGUACGCAACCAACACAAACUAUGCCCAUGCCAUACUGCACAGAGAGGCAGGAUAACUUGCAGAUGCAAUUUGCUCAACCACUGGCAGGUGAUAUGACAGCCACACAGUUACAAUACGCUAACUCCAUCCUCCCGCAGGGUGUGGCACAGGGCAGUGGUCCUCGUAACCAAUCAGAGCGCAGCUUGAUGAAAAACAGGGAAGCUGCUCGUGAAUAUAGGAGGAGGAGAAAGGCCUACGUGCAAGGCUUGGAGGAACGUGUGGCCAAGCUCGAGAAUCAGAAUAAAGCUCUGAAGGAGGAGCUUAAAACAUGGAAAGAAAUGUGCCAUCAUAAUGGCCCAUAAAAAAUGGCUGCAUCGCCAGUACGUUUCAGUUAAUGUACUAAGAUUUAAAAAUGCUGCUAUGUAGGACGAAAAAAAGAAAGGAAGUUUACAUCUUAUUGAUGAUGCUGAGUAAGGGGUUCAGAAUCCAACUGAAAAAUAGUCGGGGUGGGUCUGAUGAGGAACCUGGGUGAAUAAACAUGUCAUCUUUCACAAUACUCGACCUGCUCUGCUGUCUCAAAUGCACAUAUUGUUAAAGUGUAGAAACUUUGUACUAUGAAUUAUGUACUAUGCUGUAUGUACUAUGCUGUAACACAUUUUCACUAAAUUGAUAUGUAUAACUGCCAUAAUUAGAUUUUAGCAAAAUUUUAUUUGUAUGUUCUCUGUCUCUCUUUAUAUAUUUACUGUACAUAUACAGUACAUGUUGUGUUUUUUGUCAAAUUCGUAUUUUUUGUAGUUUUCCCUUGCCUCUCAUGUUGGUCAUUUUCACUGACCAAGCCUAGAUUAUCCCCAGACCUGUUCAGUCAAGAAUUGAAAACUGGUGUUAUGAUCUCAACGCUGCAAUAAAAUGUCAUUACAGAUACAAGGAAAAAAGAGAACGUGGUUUAAAAAAUAAACUGACAUC
Molecule: messenger RNA, 1302 nt
Organism: Corythoichthys intestinalis (scribbled pipefish)
Lineage: Eukaryota; Metazoa; Chordata; Actinopteri; Syngnathiformes; Syngnathidae
Product: cyclic AMP-dependent transcription factor ATF-1-like
Exons: 5
Coding region: 198-701 (167 amino acids)
Biological process (GO): regulation of transcription by RNA polymerase II
Cellular component (GO): nucleus; transcription regulator complex
Molecular function (GO): RNA polymerase II cis-regulatory region sequence-specific DNA binding; DNA-binding transcription factor activity, RNA polymerase II-specific
Source: RefSeq, a predicted model, not a curated record